AUGGCUCUCGGUAGUGAAGUGAAUGAUAACCCGACAAAAACUACUUCCCAUAAAGUGAAAAAAUGUCCAACAAACAAUACGGUGACAGUCAAGAGUAACAGCAGCAAUGUUAACAAUGCUGAAAAACAAGAUAAACAAUCGGCAAAAAUGAAGAAUAAUAACAGGGAACUAUGUGUUAAGCCGGUGGCAUGUAGUAAUGGGCUCUCGAGUACACCAAACGGGCGAGCAGAUGAUGAGGGCGGUGGCGGUAUUGCGGCCGCACCACGCGUAUCGUACGCUGCGGCAGCGCGCAAACCAUCCUCGCCACAGAUCAACAGCAAUCCCUCACCCUUCCCCCCUAAUACAGAAUGCCUGAAACCCAAAACUAACGGUGAAAAGGUGUCUCAAGCGAAAUCCGGAUUAUGCACAAUAAAAAUCAAUGGCGAAGGAUCAAUAUUGAAAGAUAAAAUAGCUACCAAAGAACCAAUAGUAAACGGCUCGGAAAAUCUUUCUGAAACCAUCGUUAACGGGGACCCGAAAAAAGAAUUAGAUUGUGAUAUUAGUAGUAGUGAUAAUGCUAACAUAGUUUCUAAUGGAAUAAACAGUGACUCUGAUGAUCCUAAAUCAAAUAAGUCAGAUGAUACACCUGAAGUUCCACUAACUUAUCCUAAUAAGACUGCUGAGGGUAAGCAAACGAUAGAAAAAAAGAAGGAUAAGAAAACAAAAAUGACUAACAAAAGAAACGAUUCAGAAAAGAAAAAUGAAUCUGCUAAAGACAAGAACACAGAAGAAAAGAAACUUGAAGAAAAUGUAAAUAAUAUUGACAAUACAGACAAAGUCAAAGGUGACAAUAACACAGUCGUAAAUGGUGAUGGGGAUAGGGAAUCUUCUCUUAGCGAAGAUGGCGAUGAAAAAAAGAGGGAUGCUGAAGUUGUGUUUAUCCAGGAUAUGGGUUUCACCGUUAAGAUUGUGAGCCCAGGAGCUGAGCCUUUAGACAUUCAGGUGUCUAGUAUGGAGUUAGUACAAGAAAUUCACCAAGUGCUAAUGGACCGCGAAGACACGUGUCAUAGGACAUGUUUCUCGCUACAGCUGGAUGGGAUCACAUUAGACAAUUUUGCGGAACUUAAAAACAUCGAAGGACUCAAAGAGGGAUCAAUUAUAAAGGUUGUGGAAGAACCAUACACAAUGCGCGAGGCUCGUAUCCAUGUUCGUCAUGUGCGCGAUCUUCUUAAGUCCAUUGAUUACACAGAUGCCUACGCUGGUCAAGAAUGUAGUUCUCUAGCCUUUCUCAAUGUGAUCACACAAGGAGAUAUUUUAGAGAAGAAGAAAUCCCGUCCUGAAAGCGUUGAUUGUACUCCACCUGAUCACAUUAUGCCUGGAAGCGUGGAAAGGCCAUUGUUGCCGCUUCAUCCUGGUCUCGCUAAAGAAAACAAGGCUCCCCAAUGUCUUAAGGUACUAACCACGUCGGGCUGGAACCCGCCACCGGGGCCCCGCAAGAUGUGUGGUGAUCUUCUCUACCUGCAUGUCGUUACACUCGAGGACCGUCAUUUUCACAUCACGGCUUGCCCCAGAGGAUUCUACCUUAACCAGUCUACAGAAGAAGUAUUUAAUCCUCGGCCAGCCACCCCGUCCUUAUUGUGCCACUCGUUGAUCGAGUUGUUAAGCAUAGUGUCUCCAGCGUUUAAACGGACCUUCGCCAUGGUUCAGAAGAAACGCAUGCAGAAACACCCAUUCGAGAGGGUAGCGACCCCCUAUCAAGUGUACCAAUGGGCUUCGCCAGUGCUUGAUCAUACAGUUGAUGCUAUUAGAGCUGAAGAUACUUUCUCCUCGAAAUUGGGUUAUGAGGAGCAUAUUCCUGGUCAAACUCGCGACUGGAAUGAAGAGCUGCAAACCACUCGCGAGCUCCCUCGUGCAACAUUACCGGAACGACUGCUUCGUGAGCGAGCUAUCUUCAAGGUUCACAGUGACUUCGUAGCUGCAGCUACUCGGGGAGCGAUGGCUGUUGUCGACGGCAAUGUGAUGGCGAUCAACCCUGGAGAGGAGCCCAAGAUGCAAAUGUUUAUUUGGAACAAUAUUUUCUUCUCUCUAGGUUUUGAUGUUCGCGAUCAUUACAAAGACUUGGGAGGAGAUGCUGCAGCUUUUGUUGCGCCCCGUAACGAUCUCCAAGGCGUUCGGGUGUACAGCGCAGUAGACACGGCUGGGCUACACACACUCGGCACUGUAGUAGUAGACUACCGGGGUUACCGAGUCACAGCCCAGUCCAUUAUACCAGGUAUAUUGGAGAAAGAGCAGGAACAAAGCGUUGUUUACGGAAGCAUUGAUUUCGGAACUACGGUCCUGUCGCAUCCCAAGUACAUGGAGUUGUUAAACAAAGCUGGCCAGCAGUUAAAAAUAAUGCCGCACUCGGUGACAAGUGCCAACGGCGAGACUGUUGAGCUGUGCUCUAGUGUUGAAUGUAAAGGCAUCAUUGGCAAUGAUGGCCGACACUAUAUACUAGACCUGCUUAGGACCUUCCCACCGGAUGUUAAUUUCCUACAAUUGGACGACGAUGAAUUAAGAGAAGACAUAAAGUCAAUGGGUUUCCCUAUUAUCCAUAAGCACAAACUCUGUUGUCUAAGACAAGAAUUAGUUGAUAGUUUUGUUGAGGCACGAUACUUUAUGUUCAUUCGCUAUGCCGCUUUCCAUUUACAACAAUUGAGUGCUAAACGCCAACGCGAUACAAACGAACAAAAAUCUAUUGAAGCGAAUAAAGAACCAGACGCAAAAGAGUCUACAAAAGAGGCUACUAGUAAAGAUGCAAACCGUGACACUAAGAGCCAAGAGAAAGAACUUAAAGGCAAAAAAGAAAAGAAAGAAGGGACAAAUAGUGCCAAAAAAGAAGAGAAGACAGAUGCUGAGACAGAAGAGAAGAAUGAUAAAGGCAAAGAUGACGAAUUGCUAUUGAAUGAAAACUAUUCUGAAAUAGAUACUGAUGUAGCUAAAAAGAUUGUCGAAAGUAUAACAGACUCUAUCUGCAGUGGAGAUAAGCAAGAGAGCGAUUCUGGCGAACGAUCACGUGCCGUGGUCGCGGCGGCAGCACGGGCCGUAGCUUCACUCAAAGAGUCAGAAUUCGACGUGCGUUUCAACCCCGACGUAUACUCGGCCGGCAUCAAGCAUGCUGCCACUCCCGAGCAACUCUCAAAGCAAAGACAUUUAGUCAAGGAGGCGGCAGCAUUUUUGCUUACAACUCAAAUACCGGCUUUCGUUCGAGAGUGUCUGGAACACACGUCAGCGCCAAUGGACGGAGCAGGGCUAACGGAGGCCCUUCACGCGCGGGGUAUCAAUGUGCGGUACUUGGGCAGGGUAGCGGCUGCGCUGAAACCUCACCCUAACCUCUCGUACCUGCACGCCAUAGCUGUUGGAGAACUUGUACUAAGAGCUGCUAAACACAUCUACACAGCAUACCUGCAGGGUUGUGAAGCAAUGUGCAUUGGUGCUGCAGUUGCUCAUUUCCUCAACUGCCUUAUUGGAGGAUGUGCGACCCCAGCCUUAAGCGCACCCGACGGGCCAGUGGCUGCCAGGGGCGCCACGCGCGGUGGCCGGGGCCGCAGGUCGCGCAAGCACGGCUACACACCCACGCCCCCUAGCCCGAACCCCGACUGGCAGAACUUGACGCCGAAAUCGCUUUUCACCCAGAUAAAACAGGAACUGAAGGCCUACUGGGGUUACGACCUCAACGCAGAUAAUAUGGAUUCAGUAAUCGAGAAACAUGGUUUACAAAAGAUAUCCCUCCUCAGGUCAUUCGCUCUUAAAGUCGGCCUUCAACUAAUGUUGCGUGAAUACGAUCUCGAUAACAAGAAUAAGGCACCGUUCACGGCUUCGGACAUUAUGAACAUUUUCCCUGUCGUCAAACAUAUCAACCCACGAGCCUCAGAUGCUUAUAACUUCUACACAACUGGGCAAAACAAGAUCCAGGCGGGUGCGGUCUCUGAAGGUCAUGAACUAAUCGCGGAGGCUCUUAAUCUUCUCAACAAUGUAUACGGCGCUAUGCACGGAGAAAUAGCUCAAUGUUUGCGUAUGGUCGCUAGAUUAUGUUAUGUCACAGGGGAACAUAGGGACGCCAUGGCGUAUCAACAGAAGGCUGUGCUCAUGUCAGAACGAGUUAAUGGCAUUGAUCACCCGUACACUAUUACUGAAUAUUCUCAUCUGGCGCUGUAUUGUUUCGCUAACGGUCAAGUGAGCACUGCACUGAAGCUGUUGUAUCGUGCACGUUACUUAGCAUUGCUCGUGUGUGGUGAGAAUCAUCCGGAAAUGGCGUUGCUUGAUAGUAACAUCGCGCUGAUCCUGCACGCGGUGGGCGAGUACGAGCUGUCGCUGCGGUUCGCGGAGCGCGCGCUGAGCGUGACGAGCGCGUCGCACGGCGCGCGCUCGCUGAAAGCCGCCGUCGCGCGGCACCUGCUCGCGCGCACACUCUCCUGUCUCGGGGACUUCCGCGCCGCGCUGCAGCACGAGAAGGAGACCUACUCCAUCUACAAGCAGCUGUUGGGUGAGAAGCACGAGAAGACUCGCGAGUCGUCGGAGUGCCUGCGCCACCUGACGCAGCAGGCGGUGGUGCUGCAGAAGCGGCUGGCGGAGGCGUACGCGCGCGCGCCGCACGCCGCGCCCGCCGCGCCGCCGCUGCACAUCCAGCCGCCCGGCAUGGCCUCCGUCAUCGACAUGCUCAACCUCAUCAACGGCAUCCUCUUUGUGCAGAUCAGUCCUCAAGAUAUCGAGCAGUUCAAGGCUGAGAUCGAGAAGAGACAGUUAAAGGAUUUGUCCCUGCCUGAGGUGGGUGAGGACAAGCCUGGGCUGGAAGAGCCCAACAAGCCCGACGAUGCCAAGGGCGAGAGUUGA
This is a messenger RNA of Arctia plantaginis, 4851 nucleotides long. NCBI's taxonomy places the organism in Eukaryota, Metazoa, Arthropoda, Insecta, Lepidoptera, Erebidae. The record is from the annotation of a GenBank genome assembly.